UGUACAUUUAUACAAAUAUAUUGUGAAUCAAAUGUUAAUGAAUCUUGUAACAUAAAUGUCAUAUCGCUGAUAUGUGAUGUAAGUAAGAAAUUUUUGAUUAAUAAGCAUAGACAUUAAAAUAAUGAAUUGGGUAAGAAAAUUAAGUCUUAAAUAAAUUUUUGAAUAAAUUAUAGGAAAAAUAUAAGUCUAGCCAUGGACUUGAUGUUCACCAGCACUCCUGACUAUAAAAACAUUUCAUACUCAAAUGUAUACAGUAAUUACUAAAUAAAAAUAAAAAAUAUAAAAUACCUAAUGAUAUAUUCUAAACCAUUAUGUGAUACACCGUAUUAUCAUCUAUUUAGGUUUCAUUAUUAACAAUAUAUUUCACGGAUUUUGGCAACACUGAAGUCGUAUUAUCAGAAAUAUAAGUCUUGAUAAAGAAAUAAAUAAAUAAUCUUGGUUCUACAACUUAAAAUUAAAAUUAGUCUGCAUAAUUAAUUAAUGUUUUACAUUAUUAUAGCAUCACAUCACCAAAAAUAUGAAUAGUCUACGAAGAUUAUUUCCAUUAUGUCCACAACAAAUAUUUUUAGCAAAACGAUCUUCUUCCAAUUCCAGAGAUUUAUCAGAUGAGGAAAACAAGUUAUUGUAUGAUAAACUUAUGCGUAAAUCUUACAAUGAAAAAAAUGAAGAAGCUAGUUCAUUUAUCAAAUGGUUAAUACCUCAUGAUAAAUUUGGACCACCACGUAUUAUGUCAUAUGAUUGGUCUAUGAAAAGUAUAUUUAAUUGGAUGAAACGUCAAAAUAUUGAGUAUAAUAAAUAUACCCAACGUUAUACAGUUGAUCGGGUAAAAGUACUAGGAAGUGAUUUAGCAGCAGCACAUUUUUUUGUGUACCGAAAUGCUGCUAUUAGAUUCCGAGGUCAAGAUAAUUUUAUAAAAUGGGAAAAUAAAAGAGAAGAGUAUAAUACUGAUUUACCUUCAACUUAUGAACCAAAUUUUUUUGUUGAAGCAAUUGAUGCAUCAGAUGUAAUAUUAUAUUAUCAAGGAUUAGAAAAUUUGAAAAAUCUGUAUAAAUUAAAAUGGUUAAGACUAAAAAAUAAUCCAGUACUAAAUAAUUGGCAUUUAGAUUACAUUGGAUAUGCAGUACCUCACUUGGAAUAUUUAGAUAUUUCAGAUUGCCCUAAAGUAACAGCUGCAGGAAUAGCUGGUCUUCAAAAACUAACUCAACUUAAAGAAUUAGUAAUAAAUAGCAAUAAUAUUGAGAUUCAAAUGGCUUGUUUUGCUCUAGAAGAUGUCAUCCCUGGUUUAUUUGUUUCAAUACAAAGUGAAGAUAAUCUGAAUAGCUGUAACUUAGUUAUAGAAGGGAACAUUGAUGUUAAUAAAUCAUAAGAAAAAUAUGUAAUUAAUAGUUAUUAAUUAUUAUCUAAUA
Messenger RNA from Sipha flava (yellow sugarcane aphid), 1406 nucleotides. Its product is annotated as distal membrane-arm assembly complex protein 2. The coding region runs from base 518 to 1366 and encodes 282 amino acids. The record is from RefSeq and is a predicted model, not a curated record. Lineage: Eukaryota; Metazoa; Arthropoda; Insecta; Hemiptera; Aphididae. The transcript has 2 exons.